This is a messenger RNA of Pelobates fuscus (common spadefoot toad), 1461 nucleotides long. Its product is annotated as fetuin-B-like. The transcript is spliced from 7 exons. Lineage: Eukaryota; Metazoa; Chordata; Amphibia; Anura; Pelobatidae. The record is from RefSeq and is a predicted model, not a curated record. Gene Ontology annotation, biological process: negative regulation of endopeptidase activity. Gene Ontology annotation, molecular function: cysteine-type endopeptidase inhibitor activity. Bases 53 to 1417 code for a protein of 454 amino acids. Gene Ontology annotation, cellular component: extracellular region.
ACUAGUUCCAAAUGGAGCCGAUGAAAGGACUGCAGUAAGCCAGUCCGUCACAAUGCAGAAGGCUUGUGCAUUGAUCUUUUUUGCUUUAAUAUCUUUAUGUAAUGCUAGAAGCCCCCCCUUGCCCAGUCCCAAGCCAAUUGCUUUAGACUGCAACGCAACAGAAUCUCAAGCAGGACUGGCUUUGGACUUGAUCAACGAGGCUCGAGAUGAAGGAUAUGUGUUAAAGCCAUAUCGUGUUGUAAGAGCAUAUCGACAAGAGUCUCAGAAGCCAGGAGGUGGUUCUACCUACUUUCUUACUGUAGAUGUCUUGGAGACAAAAUGCUCUGUUCUAAGUGGGGUAUCAUGGAAGAACUGCACCGAUGACGUCUCAUUCCAUAACACUAUAUUUGGCCGGUGCAAAGCCGUCAUAUUCAUAUCCAGGCCAUGGAGGAUACUGAAGUUGAUCCAGUACAACUGCACCCUCAGUCCAGUUCCUUCCAGAGUAAUAGUUGGGAUGUGUCCUGACUGCCCCACCAUUAUAAGAGAUAUCACCCCUGAGAUCAUUGCUAAGGCCGAGAGACUGGUAGAAAAAUACAACAAGGCAAGCAACAAUACCAAUUAUUUCAAGAUACUCCACGUGGAAAGAGUGAGAAUGCAGUGGGUGUUUGGUCCAUCACAUUUUCUAUCCUUUACAAUAAAGGAAACAGACUGUUUGAAAACUCAAGAUGAUGUUGUCCUCUCAAACUGCAAUUUCCUUCCGGAUAAGGAUGCAGAUGUUGGGUACUGCACUGGUAGCAUAUGGGAACAUCCUGUGCAAAGUGAAGGUUCUAGUGUGUCCUGUGAAAUAUAUGAACCUAAGGAUGAUGUGGACGAUGACCAUCAUCAUGGACAUCAUAAGUGCAAACAACAGAGCAUAGACCCUAAACCUGAAGUUCAUCAGGUACCAGAACAACACAAGGAGCCAAAUGAGAAGCAAGGCAAAGGUCAUAAACCCAGUUGUAAGGAAUGUGUCUCACAAAAACAUCAUGAAGAUAACUGCAGGCCACAUCAUCACCAUAACCGACAUCCUCAUCAUGAUCAUCACCGACAUCACCAUGACCAUCAUCACGAUCAUCCACAUCCACAUCCUCAUGGGCAUCAUCAUCCCCAUCAUCAUGGGCAAGGCCAUAAUCAUACUUCAUCUGAAAAACAAGGCAGCUCAUCUGAAGAACAUACAGACAAGAAAACUUAUAUUAAAAAGUCUAAAGGUUCCAUUCAGAUUACCUAUGUUGAUGAUGAUGGUGUUCUACAAGAACCAACCAUUGCUCACCAAACUUCAGGGAAACAUCAUCACUUUGUUAUUGACUUCCCUGUUCCUAUAUCUCAUCUGGAGACCUGUCCUGGGGAACCUAAAGAAGAGUUGCCACUGAUUUCAAAGUAUUUUCCUGUUGAGAAAUAAAAAUACUUUAAAGAUGACCACAAAUAAACAUUUCUGAAUUGUUA